UUGAGCUGAGUGACAGGAACGUUCGGGUGACUGAAUUUCGGAUGGUCAGUUUCAAGCCCGCGCUUCGCGGCCCCACGGCCUCCAGCCGUCCACACUGGGGUCCUCUGGAGGUUACAGCGGCGGCCCUCGCCUUCCUGCCCACGAUGAGUCCCGGCGUCGCCGUGAGACGUUCCGAGGCCUGGUAGCGCCGGGCCGCGGCGUCCGUGUCCGCUCCUAGCCCCUCGAUUCGUGGAGACCGCCGCUUCGGGUGCCUCCCUGCCCUCCCAUUCCUCCGUCCCGGAUCCAGGAGGGUGGGGCCCUGUUGUGUGCGGCGUUUGCCGAGGGCCGGUGCAGCCGCAGAGCGCGUGGGCUUCACAGCCGGGCAGUGAGUUGCGAGGAAAAGGGGAGAAUCCGCCUCGCUGGCCUGUCUCUGUGUUCACGGGCCCCUCCUGGGGCAGUGGGCGGCGGAGGAGUGUCUUUUUACGUGUUGAGGUCCUCGUGUUGUGUCCCAGGAAGGGGGAUGUUCAUUCUAGGCAUUAAACAGCCUGUGUUCAGCACUCACCGUUCACUUGCCAAGACUGAUCUUAUCCGAGAAAUAAGUCCAGGAGAAGAGGAAAGGAAGAGGAGGCAAAAAUGACGCGUUCCCAGGUGCUGUUGACCUUCAGGGAUGUGGCCAUAGAAUUCUCUCAGGAGGAGUGGGAGUGCCUGGACCCUGCUCAGAGGGCCUUGUACAAGGACGUGAUGUUGGAGAACUAUAGGAACCUGGUCUCCCUGGGUGAGGAUAAUGUUGACCUGAACGUUAUCUCCAUUUUGGAGCAAGGGACAGAGCCGAGGGCUGUGGAGGGUGAGGUGAAAGUAGAGAAAAAACCAAGUGGGUGGGACUAUAUCAAAGAUGUGAACACUGAUAUCUCUGUUAGAAGUAUGAUUAAGGAAUUAUCACCAAAAGAGGAUAUUAACAAAGAAGAAUUAUUCCAAACAUUGAUGUUGGAAAGACACAAAAGAAACGACAUCAAGGAUUUGGGUUUUAGAGAAGUCCAGCAAAAUAUGCAUGAGUUUGAAAGUCAGUAUACAUAUGAUGAAACAAAUUACAAAGGAGUAACCGCAGCCCAUAACCAAAAUUUCACUGGUAGAAGAGGUCAACAGCGUAACAAAUCCUGGAAUGAUUUCCCUCUAAAGCAGAGUGUUUCUGUAAGAAAAAGUACUUAUCAAUAUUACAAACAUGAGAAGUCAUAUAAAAGGUAUUUGUUAAAACUAAAAAAUAACAUAACCUGUGCAGGAAACAAGUAUAUAAAAUGUUUUGAAAAUGGAAUUGGAUUAAAGUUUCAGUUGCAUCUGGCUGACCUUCAGAAUUUUCAAACUGAAGAGAAAAUUUAUGAAUAUAGUCAAGUUGAGGAGUUGAUCAACAGUAGUUCUGUUUCACCACUUCAAAGAAUUCCUCCUAGCAUCAACAUGAACAUCUGUAAUAAAUCUGGGAAACUUUUUAUGCAUCCUUCAUUACUUACACAUCAAAAAACACCUAUUAGUGAAAAACCUUACAAAUGUAAUGAUUGUGGGAAGGCUUUUAGAGAAAGCUCAAACCUCAUUAGUCAUCAGAGAAUUCAUUCUGAGCAGAGGCCUUACAAAUGUAAUGAGUGUGGCAAAGCCUUUACCCAGUUUGCAAAACUUACUAGACAUCAGAGAAUCCAUACCAGAGAGAAACCAUAUAAAUGUAAUAUAUGUGGCAAGGGCUGUAGUCAGAAUUCAAAUCUUGCACGGCAUCAGAAAAUUCAUACUGGAGAGAAACCUUACAAAUGUAAUGAGUGUGGCAAAGUCUUUUCUGAGUAUUCAAGCCUUACUCGACAUAAGAGAAUCCAUACUGGAGAGAAACCUUAUAAAUGUGAUGAAUGUGGGAAGACUUUUAGAGGAAGCUCGAAUCUCACCAAUCAUCAGAGAGUUCAUUCUGGGCAGAGACCUUACAAAUGUAAUGAGUGUGACAAAUCCUUUAACCGCAUAUCACACCUCACUAGACACCAGAGAAUCCAUACUGGAGAGAAACCAUAUAAAUGUAGUGUAUGUGACAAGGUCUGUAGUCAACAUUCAAAUCUUAUAAUUCAUCAGAGAGUUCAUACAGGAGAGAAGCCUUACAUAUGUGACGAGUGUGGCAAAGCCUUUAUGGAGCGUUCAAGCCUUACUCAACAUAAGAGAAUCCAUAGUGGAGAAAAGCCUUACAAAUGUAAGGAAUGUGGCAAAGCCUUUAACCAGUCCUCUAACCUUGUCAUACAUCAGAUAAUUCAUACUGGAGAGAAGCCUUAUAAAUGUAAUGAGUGUGGCAAAGCCUUUAAUGUGUGUUCAAGCCUUACCCGACAUCAAAGAAUCCAUACUGGGGAGAAGCCUUAUAAAUGUAAUGAAUGUGACAAGGCCUUUACCCAAUUUGCAAAUCUUACUAGACAUCAGAAAACGCAUACUGAAAAGAAACAUUGUAAACCUAAUAUAUGUGGAAAUGCUUUUAUCCAAAGAUCAAGCACUGGGGAUUAUCAGAGAAUUUGUAGUGAAGAGAAACCUCACAAAUGUCAUGUGUGUAGCAAAACCUUUAAUGUGUGUUCAAGCCUUACUCAACAUCAAAGAACCCAUACUGAACAGAAGCCAUGUAAAAGUCAUGUAUUUGGUAAAGCCUGUAACCAGGGCUCAGAGUUAAUUAGACACCAGAAUAUGCAUCUUUGAAAGAAAGCACAAAAAUGUAAUGGGUGUGGCAAGGCUUUUAUCCAAAGAUCAAGCAUAUGUAAUAUUAUCUCCUACUGGAGAGAAACCUUAUAAAUGUAAUGAAUGUGUUAAACUUUUAUGAGAUGUUCAGAUGUUUACCCAAGGGGUCAUGAGAGAAUUCACAUCAGAGAGAAAACAUAAAAAUGUAUUGAAAAUGGUAAGGCCUUUAGACAACGAUCUGACCUCAGGAUUCACCAAAGAAUUUACAUUGUAGAGAAACCUUAAAACUGUAAUGAAUGUGAUAAAUUAUUUAACCAUUUCUCACAAUCGGCUACACAUCAGAUAAUUCAUAGUAGAGAAAACAGUCUCUUCUUCUGAAAGAUUAUUCAAUUAAAUUCUAAAUAAAUUUAAUAAUUGAUAAUUGAUUAAUUAAAAAUCAAAAUGAUAAUACCUAUAAUGGCUGUCAAAGUUACAAGGAUCCCCGUGGAAAGGUCCUGUUACCUUCAUUUUAUUAAAUAGUUUAUUUCGGGUUUCUUGAAAAGGCCAAAUUACUAUCAAUGACUUUCAUCCUGAGGUUUGAAAUCUGUUGAUAAUAUACUUUCAUUACAGUCCUUUCAUGUUACCAUGAAGAUCUCUUGGAAAGGUUUAAUAAGAUAAAAGGGCAGACUUCAUUAGGUGAUGUUCAUUCAUGUCCAGAAUUUCCUGGAAGAACAAGAACACUGAAUUUAUAAUCCAAUAUAAUAUAAAUUUGAAUGACAGCAUGAGUGGCAUAUAAGAGAUGUAAAACUAUGAUCUAAGUCAUGAUUAAUGUGUUAAGGACCCUCUUCUCCAGAUUUGUUGUUAUGGGGCUUUUAUGGUGGAGCUGAGGAGAGGGUACUGAAUGUGGCUUAAACUUUCCACCGGUGACAAAGAGUACACAGCCUUUCUAAUCAGCCUACAUAGGUGUGAGGUAGAAUGGGAGGAGGGAUGGGAGACUUAAAAGCUGUUAAUAGUCAAAUAAUAAAAAUGAGGUUAGACUAAUUCAACACUGAACAUUUACUUUUGAAGUGUCUCACUCCUUGGUUGGGAAAGACCACAAUUUUCCUCAUGCUAAUAACUGCAUUUCCUUUGCUGCUGCACAGGUAGGAUUCUUUAUACAAUAUGUUAUUGAACGUGUUUGUGAAAUACUCUUUAGAUAAAUUGUGAUAUUUUUGUGGUAUUUUCAUGAAAAUUAAUGUGUAGAAGUUUUAUCAGACAAUAAAUAUGAUUUAAGGAUUUUA
This is a messenger RNA of Leptonychotes weddellii (Weddell seal), 3917 nucleotides long. RefSeq names its product zinc finger protein 677. Gene Ontology annotation, molecular function: DNA-binding transcription factor activity, RNA polymerase II-specific; RNA polymerase II cis-regulatory region sequence-specific DNA binding. The record is from RefSeq and is a predicted model, not a curated record. Gene Ontology annotation, cellular component: nucleus. Lineage: Eukaryota; Metazoa; Chordata; Mammalia; Carnivora; Phocidae. Gene Ontology annotation, biological process: regulation of transcription by RNA polymerase II.